This is a messenger RNA of Blepharisma stoltei, 931 nucleotides long. The record is from the annotation of a GenBank genome assembly. NCBI's taxonomy places the organism in Eukaryota, Ciliophora, Heterotrichea, Heterotrichida, Blepharismidae.
AUGGUAAGAACUAAAUAGUUUGGAAAGAAGGCUGAAGUCGCUUUAGAGCUUGACAACUUAGAAGGCCGCAAAACUGCUACCUUUAAAGACAGUUCAGGAAAAGAAGUAUCACUCCCUGUAUAUACAGUAUCAUCAAAUUAGGGCAAUGAAGAUAUUUCUGGUCGCCUUGUCGUCAAUAUGAAAAGAGGAAAGAAGAUUGAGCAUCAAGGCGUUAAAGUUGAGCUAAUUGGACGUAUAGGUAAAUUUUUAUUCAGAUAUCACAUAUGAACGUAACCAAACAAGUGAUUUUGUCUCCAUGUCAAGAGAACUGGAGCCACCAGGAACAAUCAACGAGUCAGCCACUAUUCCUUUCUCCUUCAACAAGGUGGACAAACAAUUCGAAACCUACCAAGGCCGCUUCUGUAAAGUCCGCUAUAUCAUCAAAACUACUAUUUUGCGUAAAAAUUUCUCAUCAAAUAUUGUGAAUGAACAAGAAGUUUCAGUGCUAAACACCACAAAUGAGACAGAAGAAAGCACUUCAAUCAAAAUGGAAGUGGGAAUUGAAGAAUGCUUGCACAUUGAAUUUGAAUAUAACAAGCACAAAUAUCACCUCAAAGACUGCAUUUUGGGAAAAGUCAACUUUUUGCUUGUCAGGAUAAGAAUUAAGUACAUGGAAAUUGCAAUCAUCAGAAGAGAAACAAUUGGCGCUGGAGCUCAAGCUACCAACGAGAAUGAGACAGUUGCAAAAUUCGAAGUUAUGGACGGCGCUCCAGUCCGAGGUGAGUUUAUUCCUAUCAGGGUAUUUUUAGGAGCUUUUGACCUGACUCCGACUUAUUAUAAUGUCAACAAUAAAUUCUCAGUCAGACAUUUCUUGAAUUUAGUCCUUGUUGAUGAAGAAGACCGCCGCUACUUUAAGCAACAAGAAAUUGUGCUUUGGAGAAAAGACCUUUAA